UAAGCUACAGGACGGCUUGGCUAAUAUUGCGCGUACAGGAGACUAAGUAGCAUACAGUUCGCGUAGCCUAACCCGGGGUCUUGAUUUGAUCGAUCACUGCUAGCGUUGAUGGUUGAUCACUUUAUAUUAUAACUGAAAACAGACCAUCGCCUCAUUACUGAAUUUAUCUUGCUUGCAAAGAUAACUGAACAAACUGCAGAGGGACAGCGAUCCUCAUGAGUUGGCCUGGCGGAGCUCAGCGAUAUGGAUUUGACUAAAAUGGGUAUGAUUCAGCUGCAGAACCCCAGCCACCCCACUGCUCUACUGCAGAAGGCCAACCAGAUGCGCCUGGCCGGGACUCUGUGUGACGUGGUCAUCAUGGUGGACACCCAGGAGUUCCACGCCCACAGGACCGUGCUGGCCUGCACCAGCAAAAUGUUUGAGAUCCUGUUCCACCGUAACAGCCAGCAUUACACCCUGGACUUCCUGUCGCCAAAGACCUUCCAGCAGAUCCUGGAGUACGCCUACACCGCCACCCUCCAGGCCAAGGUGGAGGACCUGGACGACCUGCUCUACGCGGCCGAGAUCCUGGAGAUCGAGUACCUGGAGGAGCAAUGCCUGAAGAUCCUCGAGACCAUCCAGUCCUCGGACGACAACGACACGGAGGUCAGCAUGAACGACGGAGGGGGGGAGGACGAGGACGAGCGCAAGGGCCGCAGCGGAGGCAAGAACGCCAAGAAGCAUUCCAUGGAGGGGGGCUACCUUUCUGUGGCCCAGCAGGCCUCGGCCCUGGCCGGUAUGGUGGACCAGAGCCCGUCCGUCUCCACCUCCUUCAGCCUCUCCACCCUCAGCCCCACCAAAGCUGCGGUGGACAGCCUGAUGAGCAUCGGACAGUCUCUCCUCCAGCAGGGCUUCGGAGGAGACCACCUGACGCACGGGAACUCCCACCAGCAGUUCAUGAACGACAUCAAGACGGAGAUGAUGCAGGUGGACGAGGGGGGGAACGGCCACGAAAGCCCUCGCGCCGUGGAGUCCAGCGCCUCCAGCAACGGGGAGAGGAGCGGCGAGUCGGACCGCAACCGCGACGGGCCGGGGACGCCCACCAGGACCAGCGUGAUCACCAGCGCCCGCGAGCUGCACUACGUCAGGGAGGACGGCACGGCAGAGCUGCAGCCCGACCCGGCUCAGAUGGGCCUGGAGGCCAUGGCCGGCAUGACUGAGAAGCACCUGGCCUCGCUCUACUCCCUGCCUCCCAACCACAAGAACGAGGCCCUGAUGAUGCCGUCCUCCAUGGUCUCCUCCCUGCACGUGCCCAUGCCCAUGGACUUCAGCGCCUACGGGGGGCUGCUGCCCCAGAGCUUCAUCCAGAGAGAGUUCUUCAACAAGCUAGGAGAGCUGGCUGCCGGGAUCAAGACAGACAGCAGGAACCAGAACGAGCGAUGCAACGUGUGUGGGGCUGAGCUGCCUGACAACGAGGCUGUGGAGCAGCACAGGUAAGGAAGACUUGGGUUUUGGUUUUUUAUU
Osmerus eperlanus (European smelt) is the source of this 1503-nucleotide messenger RNA. RefSeq names its product zinc finger and BTB domain-containing protein 16-A-like. Bases 244 to 1476 code for a protein of 410 amino acids. The record is from RefSeq and is a predicted model, not a curated record. Lineage: Eukaryota; Metazoa; Chordata; Actinopteri; Osmeriformes; Osmeridae. Gene Ontology annotation, biological process: regulation of transcription by RNA polymerase II. Gene Ontology annotation, molecular function: protein binding; RNA polymerase II cis-regulatory region sequence-specific DNA binding; DNA-binding transcription factor activity, RNA polymerase II-specific. The transcript has 2 exons.